Molecule: messenger RNA, 3825 nt
Organism: Pieris brassicae (large cabbage white)
Lineage: Eukaryota; Metazoa; Arthropoda; Insecta; Lepidoptera; Pieridae
Product: tetratricopeptide repeat protein 5-like
Exons: 8
Coding region: 129-1484 (451 amino acids)
Biological process (GO): regulation of DNA-templated transcription
Cellular component (GO): Cdc73/Paf1 complex
Molecular function (GO): RNA polymerase II complex binding
Source: RefSeq, a predicted model, not a curated record
UCGUUACUCGCAAGAAAAUAUUUACAGUUUUCAACUAUUAUUUAAUUUAAAUUUUCAAAAAUUCUGUUUUAAGUUUUGUUUGGAUAAUUUUGUGAUCCUCGUGAUUAUUACUUAUCUUAUAAAAAAACAUGGCUAACGGGGGUGAAGAACAUUCUGUGUCGGUGGACAAAGCGAAUAAAUUUAUUGAAAAUUUAUCGAAAGAGUUACAAGAAUUAUAUUCUUAUCGUGAUAUGUUCUUUGAGAACCAUCCCAUAGAAAUGGCAAAAAAUAAGCAUAAAUAUGUGGAAGAGAAAAAGGACAAAUUAGUAGAGAAAUUUGAAAGUGUUGAUGUGGACACUGAAAUUCCAUUUUCACUUAGAGCCCAAUUUCAAUAUCUUAAAGGGAGAUGUUAUAAUGUGAGUAUUAAAUAUGAUGCAAGAGCUACGCAAUCUUUGAGUAAAGCUGUUAAAUUAAACCCACAUAUGGUUGAAGCGUGGAAUGAACUUGGGGAGUGCUAUUGGAAAAAUAUUAAUGUUAAAGAAGCUAGGGCUUGCUUUGAAGGUGCCUUGAAACAUGAAAGAAACAGAAUAACACUCCGUUGCCUCUCCAUAAUACUACGGCAGGAAGCUGGUGCAAAGAAAGAUGGUGAAGCGACACAAAUGAUACUAAAAAGUGUUGAGUAUGCUAAAGAAGCCGUUUCACAAGACACUGCAGACGGUCAGUCAUGGAUAAUUUUGGGCAAUUCCUACCUUUGCCAAUAUUUCACAGUGUCACAAGAUCCUGCAAUUUUAAAGCAAUGCAUGAGUGCAUAUAAACAGGCCUACACAGACCUAAUUGCAAGAGGCCAACCUGAUUUGUACUAUAAUAAGGCUAUUGCAUUAAAGUACGAAGAGAAAUACAGUGAGGCCCUAGAUACAUUUAACAGGGCGUGUGACCUGGACCCUCUGUGGAUGCCACCGGAUCGCGAGCGCACAAAAUUACGUCAGUUUUUGGCCAGUGCUGUUGAUUUACUGCGCACACGUGGCAAGAUUAAGUGCAAACGCCUUGCUAAUAUGCUACAAUCUGUGGACAAAAAAAUGUUAGGGGACUACUUGCCUGACCAAUUCGUGACCCUUGGUGCGAGGCGAGAUGUUUACCUGGAGUUGGUAAGAAUAAAUGCCCUACAAGAGGGUUCCAAUGAGAACAAAGUCAUCUUGGGACGCGUGGUCGGCUCCAUACAUAGCGAGAAUGCGGUGCCCUUUGCAUUCGCCAUUAUAGAUGACAGUAUGAAGUGUGUGUUAGUAACUGCAUACAACUGGGCGGCCGGAAGGGGCACCCUCAUUGGGGACUGGGUUGCCAUCCCGGAGCCGCAUUUGAAAUCUCAUAAUGUUGUCACACCAGAAAUGAAAUACGUUUUCCAGUCGAUUCGUGUCAAUAAUCCAAUGAAGUUAUUCGUCAAUGGACGUCGCGUGGAGCGUGCACAAAUUGCGGGCACGCGCGUCUCUAGUACGUACGAGAUGCACUGACGUCUAUCUGCUUUCUUCUCGCAGGCCCGAUUGACGUAGGUGCGAGAAAGAUAGCUAUACUGGAUACUUUGAAUUAGCCGUUUUCAAAGUGGAAUGAUAGGUUUGAACUUGUACCAGAACUUUAUAAAAUUAUGACAUUUUUAAGCUUGGUAAAGAGUUAUGCUGGUGUUGUGACGGUAAAAAUUUUAUAAUAUCGGGAAAUUAUACAUAUGAGAGAGGCGAAAAUAUGGAUAUUUAAAUGAACAAAAGACUAUUGAAACAUAAUUUAGUUGGUGACACAUUACGUAUAACGAAUCGUUUCUCAAGUGUCGUCUCGAGCAUGGGCAUGUGUGUUAAACUUGUGUAAAAUGCUUUGACAGCUCUUACUAGAUUAGAGUUUUGUGUUCUUUAAUGUGCGUAACAACCAAAUUUUAUUCUAAAAUAUAACGCAUCAACAUUAAUUGAGAUAAUUUAUUAAUGUAAUAGGACUUAUAUUAUAAAAUAACCUUUCCAGUUUUAAAAUAAGGUUCAGUAUCUGUUGAUCGAUGUCAUUUCCACACAAAUCCGUAGUAAUAGAUUGAUGUUAGGUAGCGUAGAAAUGUGUCAAAACUUGAAAAAUGUACGGAACUAAGCGCUGUGGAUAUUAGUGCUUACCAACAAAGCAAGAUGGAUGCUUAAACUUAAAAAUAUAUCUCAAAUAUUAUGAGAGGGGCCGUUCAAGUAUUACGUAAGCACUAUAGAAGAGGGUCUUUAGUUGGUUACUUGGUGAUUACGUCAAAAGUAUUUUUUUUAUACACAUUGUCUAGGCUUGAAAACACGAGAUGGGUUUUCGGAGAUUCGUACAAAAAAUUAAUACGUUUAUGUCCUUUUAUUUUUGAGACCUUUGCUUACUUUUGCUGACAAAAGGAGGGGGGGGGAUAAAUUACAGUAAAUCUGCUUACAUAAUAUUUGAACGAUGCCAGAGGUCUUACAGAACAGUUAUAAUCUGAUCUGAAAAAAACCUAAUUAUACGCGACGUUUCCAGUAAAUUGUGUAUUAUAGUUCUAUCGGUGGUGCUAAGCGAAUUGAGACAGGUCUUUAGUGUUGCACGGGCGAUGGAAUCGCAAUAGUUGUUAGGUGUACGUAGGCAAUAUUCGAUAAUUUGGUUGAAAAAUAUUCUCCUUCUGUGAUCGUAGCUUAUUAACAAUUUGUCGCUUUAGUUACUUUGUUCUCCUUUUAUUUAUUGUGUUUAGAUAAAAUAUUACUCAUUGUUAGUGUUACUUUAGGAUUCAAAAUAAUUCUAUAGAAGAACGUAACCUUUGAUAAUUCAUAAUGUAAGUGUGAUUUCAAAAAUGUAUCUACACCUUGACAAUGGACUUUAUAAUUGUGAAACAAGCCGGUGUGUCCCAAAAUUAUUGACAUAUAUAAUAAUAAUAAUAGCUUUUAUUGCUGUAAAUACUUAUCAUAGUACAUAAAUAUGUGAAGUACUAUAUUCACUAGUAAUUAAUAGGCAAGCCGGUUAAUUUCUAUUUUGCAGCUUGUUCUUGGACAUAGGCCUACACUAAAAGCUUACACUCUCCUCGGUGUCUAGCUUUACGUAGCCACAUAGGGCCUCGUUUUCUUUUGCCUUAGCAAGGAAGCCAUUCCGUUGCUUUUUGCGUCCAUUUAUGUUUGUUUUCUCUUAUAAUGUCUUGUCCAUUUCCAUGUCAGUCUUUGACUAGCAUUUCUAAACUUUGUCAUGUCUUUUCUUCUAGUUUUGCUCUACCUUCCGAUGUCAGACUUAGUGCGCUCCUUUCGAUACUAAUUUGACAUAUGCUCGGUUUGUUUUCUAGUUAAUCAGUGACCAGGUUUGACAUGCGUUUAUCGGGCACGGUAAUAUAGCACCAAAGACUUUUCUCUUGUAAAACAAUUCAAAAUUCCGUUUCUCAUUACUUCUGACAGUGACAAGUAUCAAGUAUUUGACAACUGACAUAAAAAAAAUGUUGUUGGAUGUUUUUUCUAGAAAUUAUUUACAUAACAUUGGGCUUUUAUCUAAUUUUUAUGCUUAAUAUAAUUAUUUAACCUAAAAUAUAUGCAUUGGAAAUCCAUAGCUUGUAAAGGUAUAUGUGAUCUGAUCAUACGAAUUCAUUGCCGAGUGCCGUAUUCUGAAUGACUACAAAUUCUAUAGAAUAUGUAAAAAAUUUAUGAUGAGACUGGUAAACUCUACACGGUGCGAAAACGAACUUUAUGUUUGGGGAAGUAAGGUCCUGCAACCUAAAGGUUUCUUGGCUGGCUCAAAGUCGUGAAUUUGUAUAUGUCGCAGUAAAGUAGUUGAAUCCUCUCUGAUUAAUUGAAUCUCUAGAAAUUUAAUUAAAAAUCGAUAUUCAAUCAAUUCCCUAAAGUU